AUGGCUCAUUCUACAGAUUCUGAUUCUGAUUUUGUAUCAACAGCUGUUCCAACUAAAAAAGUGCAAACAAAUGCAACUGUAAGAAAAACAGGGAAAGAAAUCUAUAUCGAUAUAGAUUCAACAAGUCAAGAUAGGGUUAAAAAAGCUAAAAAAGUGCAAACAAAUGCAACUGUAAGAAAAACAGGGAAAGAAAUCUAUAUCGAUAUAGAUUCAGCGAGUCAAGAUAGGGUUAAAAAAGCUAAAAAUACAAAAAAGAAGAAAAUACUUGAAAAGAAAAAAAGACACUAUGUUUCAGAUUCUUCAUCUUUACAGUCAGAGACAUCAGAGUCAGAGACAUCCACAACAGAGAGUGAUGAAUAUGGAGUGACAAAGAUUAAUGAAGCAAAAAGGAAGAGGAAUAGUAGGGACAAUCGUGCAGCAGUAAAGAAACAAAAAACCGUGAAAGAGCAAAAGACUGUGAAAGAUAUAUUGAAGGAGUUGCCUUCAAUAAACACUAGAUCAACACCUGGAUUGAUGACAGAUGCUCAUUACGAUGAAGGCACAAACAGUAUUCUGAUUAAAGGAAAAAGAAUAAAGAUCACAAAGGAAAAAAUUCAUAAAGUGUUUGGUUUACCCAAAACUGGAAAAAGCUUAUUUGAUUUGCACAAGGUUAGUGAAGAUCAUCAAGUGUUUGAUGGAUGGAUGAAGGAACUUGAAGAUGGAAAGGCAAAUGCAACAAACUACAAGAAGAUUAUUCAAAAAUCCGAACAAGUGGAUAUGAAUUUCAAGCUGGGUUUCAUAGCUUUAUUUGUUAAUACGUUUGCAGAAUCCAUUCCUAUGGGGACAAACAACUUAGUUCCAGUUAGAGCACUUGUUGAAGUAGAUGACAUCUCUAAAAUCGAUUGGUGUGCAUAUUUAUUGUACUGUGUGAAAAAUUCAAAAGGGAGAUGGCAUCCAGACAACCCCAAGUGUUAUUAUAUAGGCCCGAUGUUGUUGCUAUUGCUAAUUUACUGUGAUGAAAUUGAAUGCAAGCUCCAAAAAAUAGAACGUAAAACACCAUUAGUUACGAUGUGGACAGCAGAUAAGUUGAAGGAAAGACAAUCUUUUGAGAUUGAAGCUGGUGGAUUUGGGGUUGGGAAUCUAAUUGAACGAAGUUCAAAUUUAGAAAUUGAGAAUAAUGAAAAUCAGGUGAAUGAGAAUCAGGACAUGCGUAUUGAGGAGUAUGAAGAAAAGUAUGAAAAAAUUUUCAACAAUGUCUCAACUGAAAAGAAUGAUAUGGAAGAUAUUAUUUUUCAUUGUCUAUCGAAGUUCCCUGAAGACAAUAAAACGAAGGAGAUGAUAAGAAAGUUUAGAGACAUAUUUUCAACUACACUUUUUUCUAGUCGAGAGAAAUCAGAAACUAUUAAGGAGAGAACUGAAGUCAAAUCAGAUAGAGAUGAAGAGCUUAAUAAAACAAACAUUUCUGAUUCUGAUGAUGAUAAAGAUGAAGGAAUGAAUACAAAGUUGGUUGCAUUUUUAGCUGUUAAACCAUUACAACAGAAGUUUCCAGAGAAUGAAGAAACACAAGAAGAAGAUCAAGAUAUGAAUGUUGAUGACCGAAUAAAUUUGGGUUUUGAGAAUAAUAUUGGCGAGGAAACGAUUAGACAUCCGCAUAAUCCAGAAAGACAAAUAGAAUUUGAAGGCAUAAAUGUUGAUGACAAAAUAAAUUUGGCUUCAGAGGUGGUUGGAGACAACAUAGGUGAGAGCUCAAUUGUUACACCAAAACACAAUCCAAAAGAAACUGGUGAUAAUUCUGAGGGUAGUGAUGAAGAUGGAGAAUUAGAAGGGAAUGAAGAGCAUAUUUUAGAUGAGAAAGGGAAAAAGGGACAGAAUGUGAAUGAAAGAGGGAAAAGGAAGGUGACUAAUCCAGAUAUUUUUAGAUCACCUUUUGUGAAUAGGGUAAUUGACUUAAGUGAAAAAGUCAGUACUGAGCAAGAGAUAAUGGCGCAAAUCAUGUUUAGAUGCGUUGCAGACAAAGAUCCAAUGGAAAUGCUGUUUGAAACUGAGUCUGGAGACAUAAUGGAUAGGGUGCAUUUUGAGGGUAUGCGUCCAAAUCAUAAGAUACAUCCUUUCGUUAUUGAUUGUUGGGCUGCUGUUCUUAAUUUUGAAGAAGAAAACCUGAGAAACAAAAAAUCACCACCACGUGUCUUCUUCAACACUCAAAUUAUGACAGAAAAAUUACUGGAUUCUUCAAUACCUUUUGUUGAAAGAUCCCGACUUUUUGAUGAGGCUGUAAACAAUUACUUAUAUGACAUCAAAAGAAAAGUGGAUUUCAAUUCUAUUAAUAUGGUGUUUUUUCCAAUACACAACCGUGGUCAUUUUUAUUGUAUUCUUUUCAACCUUACAAAUCCAGAACAUAUAAUCAUUGACAACAUAAGAUACACCAAAAAAGUAGAAGAUGUCUAUGGAGAGAUUCCUAAACUUGUGCAAAUGUACUUUUCAAAGUUUUUGGACAACAAUCGGCGGGAUAAGGUUUCUUUGUUUAAAUCUAUGAAGCCAAAGAAAAUGAAAAUGGCAUGGCAAACAAAAACUAAGACAAAUGAUGAUGGUAUAUUUUUGAUGAGGCAUAUGGAAAAAUACAUGGGUGAGAAAGAAGAAAAAUGGGAUGUGGAACUGGGAGAAGAAAGUGUUAGGACAUCUAAAAAUUGCAAAGUUGCGUACAUUUUAUGUUUCUAA
Molecule: messenger RNA, 2694 nt
Organism: Lactuca saligna
Lineage: Eukaryota; Viridiplantae; Streptophyta; Magnoliopsida; Asterales; Asteraceae
Source: the annotation of a GenBank genome assembly